This is a messenger RNA of Lachancea fermentati, 1278 nucleotides long. The record is from the annotation of a GenBank genome assembly. NCBI's taxonomy places the organism in Eukaryota, Fungi, Ascomycota, Saccharomycetes, Saccharomycetales, Saccharomycetaceae.
AUGUCAACGAGCUCCCAAUUAUCCAGCUUUGACAGCUCCAGUGUUGUCUCCACGGUGACAGGUAGCUCAUCUCACGAGGCCUCGGCCACCACAACGUCGUCGAACAGCGCAACAACAUCUGCAGGGUCCGGAUGUGUAACGUGCACAGGCGACGUAGCGUGUCCUGUGUGCGACGACGACGAGUACUGUGUGCUAACGCUACUGACGUGUUCGGAGUGUCCUCGUACCUACUGCGCCAAGAAGUCCAGCUCGGCACUGCAGUCCAACUCGUCCAGCACUACGUCCGGAAGCAGCUCGCAUUCGUCGUCCGCAAAGGUCGGUGGAAUCGUUGGCGGUGUGGUAGGCGGCGUAGCUGCCCUAGCCAUCGCGUUGCUGCUCUACCUGUACCUCAAAUACUGGUCCAAGGGCAAAAGACGCACCCGUAACCUGCUGGUUGCGCACGAAGAGUACGGUGACACGAGCGACGUUGAUCCCAGCGCGACCCCCUCCGAUAAACCUCACACGCAGGGCUCACAGCCUAUGCUUGAGCCUCGUAAUCGCAGCAGCGCAGCCACCGCCGUCACAAAAGCCUCCAACAUCCUACCGAUUGCCUAUAUCCCCGGUGUUACCGCGGGUAAGCGCGGGCUUGCCAAACCCCACCCUCCUUUGCCCAAGCAUUUGCUACGCUCAGGCGAUACUCGAUCCCACAUCACUCUCGGCAGCUCUAUUCUGGGCGACGACGACGACGACGACGAAGGUGACAACGCCGCAAUAGGCGCUGCCGCUGCCGCUGCUCGCAACAUCUCAUCCACGUCCACCCCCAGUCUUUCUGAGAAGCAAUCACCUGUUGGUGCAGAUGAUGCGCUUACAACUGCCAUUCGCGCACGUCCUCGCUUAGUACAAAUCAGUGAAGAAGAAGACGGCGCGGAAGACGACGACGAAUCGCCAGUAGAAAAAGAGGAACCCUCAGAAAAAGAACACACAGUCACUACAUUACAUUUACACACCAGUGACGACGACGAGCAUUCACUCACACUCGGCAGCUACCCAGCAACCGAGCCUCAACAAAGCGUUCGUGCAAACCAAGAUAACAGUGACGACGCCGACAACGAGAGAGAUCUACAAAAUAGCGGCGACGCUGAUGAUGAUGGCGACGAUGACGGUGAUGAUGAUGACGAUGAUGGCAGUUUCAUCCUUGACGUCGAAGUACCCGAGAGUCUGCGGCAUCUCGCAAACAACUCACACCCACCGGCUAACGAGGGCUCUGGCAGCCCCUUCGAGGACAGGUUUUAUAUAUAG